Messenger RNA from Gastrolobium bilobum, 2331 nucleotides. Its product is annotated as probable cyclic nucleotide-gated ion channel 20, chloroplastic. Bases 1 to 2331 code for a protein of 776 amino acids. Gene Ontology annotation, cellular component: membrane. The record is from RefSeq and is a predicted model, not a curated record. Lineage: Eukaryota; Viridiplantae; Streptophyta; Magnoliopsida; Fabales; Fabaceae. Gene Ontology annotation, molecular function: monoatomic ion channel activity. The transcript has 12 exons. Gene Ontology annotation, biological process: transmembrane transport; monoatomic ion transport.
AUGGCUAAUUUUGAAGGCAUUGAGCUGCCGGUGCUGUCAGAGACAGAUGAAGAAUCAUAUGAUGCACCCCUGGAUUCUAAAUUCAGAAGUUUCGCAUCCAAGACAAAAAGUGCAUCAUUUUCUAUUCCUAUGAGCUCCUUGGAGUCAUAUGGGAGAGAAACUAGUCUUGUGGGACAUACUGGUCCACUUUUGAGAGAGAGAAAAACUCCUUUUAUGCAGAUGAGUGGUCCACUAUAUGAUAACCGUGGAACUGGAAAUAUUUUGCAACAGAGAAUAGCUGUAACAGGAGAAAAAGAAGAAGAGAGCAAGACAGAAAAUUUUUCUACUUUCCGUAGCAUAGGUUCAAGUUACUGGAACAACAACUAUAAUGAUAAGAAUGAACACUUAAUGAGGUCAGGGCGACUAGGAAUGUGUAAUGAUCCUUAUUGUACUAUUUGCCCCACUUACUUCAACCCUUCUAAGCCAAGAAAUCCAAAAGUUUCCACUACAUUUGAUCCCAAGUUCCGCAAUGUUCUUUACGGCGAUGCCAAAGGUUUUGCAAGAAAACUUUUUUCUUUCUGCUCUUCAUGUGUUCCUGGAGUUAUGAACCCUCACACAAAAUUCGUACAAAAAUGGAACAAGAUUUUGGCUAUUUGUUGCUUGGUGGCAAUUUUUGUGGAUCCUUUAUUUUUCUUUGUACUCUAUGUGGAGCAGGAUUAUAAUUGUAUUGUUAUCAACUGGAGAUUGACAAUAGCACUUGCUAUUCUUAGAAGCAUGAAUGAUUUUGUAUAUUUCUGUAACAUUCUUCUCCAGUUUAGGUUGGCUUAUGUUUCUCCUGAGUCGAGAGUGGUUGGUGCUGGAGAUUUAGUUGACCAACCUAAGAAAAUUGCUCUUAAUUACUUGAAGAGUUAUUUUCUUUUUGACUUAUUUGUUGUAGUUCCUCUACCUCAGAUAAUGAUAUUGGUUGUCUUGCCAAAUUCCUUGGGGGGAGCAAAUUCUGCUAAGAAUCUUCUGCGAGCAUCAAUCCUGGUGCAAUAUAUUCCCAGAUUAUUCAGGUUUCUGCCACUGCUAAUUGGCCAGUCUCCAACAGGAUUCAUAUUUGAGUCAGCCUGGGCAAAUUUCACAAUAAAUCUUCUCAUUUUUAUGCUAUUUGGCCAUGUUGUUGGCUCUUGCUGGUACCUCUUUGGUCUACAGAGGGUUAAUCAAUGUUUGCGAGAUGCGUGCCGUAAUUCUAAUAUACCUGGAUGCCUGAAAUUGAUUGAUUGUGGGCGUGGCUAUGAUGGAAACAAUCAAGCUGGCCUAACAUCAGCUCAAUGGAACAACAACACAGAUGCCAUUAAUUGUUUGAAUCCCACUACCAGUAGUGGUUUCCCUUCCACUGGUGGUGAUUUUAAUUAUGGGAUCUAUUUUCCUGCUGUACAACUUAUUACAGAAAAUAAUGUGAUCAACAAAUACGUGUUUUCUUUGUUUUGGGGAUUCCAGCAAAUCAGUGUUUUUGCUGGUAAUAUGGUCCCUAGCUAUUUUGUGGGGGAAGUCCUUUUUACUAUUGCCAUCAUAGGAUUGGGACUCUUACUUUUAGCUCUUCUCAUUGGGAACUUUCAGAACUUUAUUCAGUCUCUUGGACGCAGGAGGCUAGAAAUGCAACUUAGAGCAAGUGAUGUUGAGCAAUGGAUGAGCCAUAGGCGCUUACCAGGAGAACUAAGAAGGAGAGUACGACUGGCUGAACGGUAUAAUUGGGCUGCAACAAGAGGUGUGAAUGAAGAAAUGCUUCUUGAGAAUUUGCCAGAAGAUCUCCAGAGAGACAUAAGACGUCAUCUCUUCAGCUUUGUUAAGAAAGUUCGAGUUUUUGCCAUGAUGGAUGAGCCUAUCUUGGAUUCCAUUUGUGAGAGACUAAGACAAAAGACAUACAUCAAAGGGAGUAUGAUUUUGCGUCAAGGUGGUCUGGUAGAGAAUAUGAUAUUUGUGGUGCGUGGGAAAUUGGAGAGCAUAGGAGAAGAUGGAACUAGAGUUCCCUUAUCAGAAGGAGAUGCUUGUGGUGAAGAACUUCUGAGAUGGUAUCUUGAACAUUCUUCAGUCAGCUCAGAUGGUAGAAAAGUAAGGCUUCCAGGACAGAGGUUGCUUAGCAACAGGACAAUAAUCUGCUUAACAAAUGUGGAAGCCUUUUCACUAAGAGCUGCUGACCUUGAAGAAGUCACAAUCCUUUUUACAAGGUUCUUGAGGAGUCCACUAGUUCAAGGAGCCAUAAGGUAUGAAUCACCUUAUUGGAGAUCACUUGCAGCAGCCCGGAUUCAAGUUGCAUGGAGAUACAGGAAGAAACGUCUAACUCGUGAUAAUUCCUCACUAUCAGAUUAA